AGUAUUCGGCUGGUAGCUGGAUUGAAUCCAUUGUGCUACAUCAGAUGGCCACUCAAACUAGCAGCGCAUCGUCUUCUCAGCUAUCACUUUCUCUUAUAAAAACAAUUAUCCUUAAUAAUUUUAUCCCAUUAUCCAGUGUUUCAAUCAAUCGUAUCUUUAUUUUCCCGGCAAAAAUUUACUCGGAAAAUUUAUAGUAGUAUUUAAGAAUCUAUGACAAAUUCGUGUCUGUGAUUGUUUUUUUAAAUUUUAAGAUGCGGUGAUUUAAUCUUUAUUAUUUACAUGGACCAAAACUGUUUUAUCUUGCGAUCCUGAUGGAAAACGUGAGCUUAACCAAAAAAAGGACGGGACUAAGUUAUUUUUAUAUGAUUUUCUUGGUAAUUUAUUCGGGGAUUGCAAGUGUUAAUAUUACUAAUGUAAGAAGAGGGAUUACGUACAAGUGAGAAUUUAAAAUUAAAAUUGAAUCACACUGAGGAUUUGGUUUAUUUGAUAUUAACUAUAUAGAAUUAUUAUUAUUAUGAUUGGUAGCUUUUUAUUCUAAAACUAAGAUAGAGAUAAUAAAUAAAAGUGCGCGUGAGUGUGUGACCUCGUAGGAUUUCCACGCCGCCGGUGUCAAACCUAUUGUAUGAAUUAUUGAUGCAGAAUUCAAGACAGUUCAAUUUGGAGAAAAUUUUACAAAAGCGAGUGAUGGGUAAAUAGAUAAUGAAGUGUUGAGUUAAGUAUUACUUAAAAAAAAUAAUGAAGGUGAGGAGACAUCACUUCCGCCGAUAGGAGGAAGUUAUGGUGUCUUACCGGGUGCAAUGUCUGUGGCUGCACCCGUGGCAACGUGGCACCGAGCCCACCUUUACAAGGCGCUCGCCUGCGUCGUUAUUGUGCUUAUCGCGCUCCAAUAUCUCCUCAGUGGCGCUAUAGAUGGACACUCUAUUGAGACCAUGUUUACUAUCAAUGCUUCCAGAUACACAGAACGUUCAUUCCGAGGGCAUCCGAGAGGUUUGAUUAUUUACGGUAUUACAACAGGAGUACCAACCUAUUCGGCAGAGACAAACACGAACUUUACUAAAGAAACAAUGCAGCCUGCUGUGGCACCUGAGGAUGUCAGCAAUGUCUCAAGAACGGAAACUAGUCCAACAAGAAACACAACUUAUAAUGGACCCAACGUCACUGACUCGUCAGUUAUAAAACAAUGUCCUCUCAUCCCACCUAACCUCGCCGGUCCAUUAGUUGUCAAUAAAACUCCCCCGGAGCUGUCAGUGAUCGAGGUGAAAUUCACUGACGUGAAACCAGGUGGAAAAGGCUCGCCGUCAAAUUGUAAGCCGCGAUACAAAGUUGCCAUUAUAAUUCCAUACAGAGACCGGCCUCAGCAUCUUCAAACGCUUUUAUAUAACCUUCAUCCUAUGCUACUUAAGCAGCAGAUCGACUAUCAAAUAUUCAUCGUUGAGCAAGAAGGUAACGGGCCAUUCAACCGCGCCAUGCUGAUGAAUGUAGGAUACGUUGAAGCGCUGAAGGAAAAAACGUUCGAUUGUUUUAUCUUUCAUGAUGUUGAUUUACUGCCGGAGGACGAUAGAAAUCUUUAUACUUGUCCUGAACAACCACGACACAUGUCCGUUGCGGUUGAUAAAUUUAAAUACAGACUGCCAUACGCGGAUUUAUUCGGCGGAGUGUCAGCAAUGUCACGAGGUCAGUUCCGGCUGGUAAACGGAUUCAGUAAUAUGUUUUGGGGAUGGGGAGGUGAAGAUGACGACAUGGCGAAUCGCAUAAAAGCCAAAGGCCUUCAUAUAUCACGCUACCCACCUAAUAUCGCACGUUACAAGAUGCUUUCACAUAGAAAGGAAAAAGCUAAUCCACGAAGGUAUGAAUAUUUAAAAACAGGUAAAAAAAGGUUCGCAACCGACGGCUUGACGAAUUUAAAAUACGAUUUAAUCGAUAAAAAAAAAUAUAAACUUUAUACUUGGUUACUUGUUAAACUAACGCCCCCGCAGCCCAGCUGAUGGCUACCUUGGUUUGGUUGAAAAAAAAUUCAGCCAACGGAUAAUAAUAAUUAUUAUCCACAUCCAAAAGUGAAAAAAUUAAAAGUUAAAGCGAGCAAGUUUAUAAAUGAAAGACAGAAGACUCGAUUUAAAAUAUAAUAUUAAUAACAAUAAUAAUUAUGAUGAUAAUGAUAAUGAAAAAGUAAAGUAAAAAGUGACGAGAUGAAUGAAAGUGAAUCAAAUGUUAUUACGUCGCACUGUACUCUGAGAUCCCAUAUUUUUUUAUUAAUCCCUUUUAAAAGUUAUCAAGUUAUAUAGUUAACUAGUAUAACGAAUUAGGAACUGUAUAAAAUUAAAAAUUAAAAAUUAAAAAUAUGAUAAAUAAUAAUUUUUAAACGUGCCAAAUGAUUUAAAAAUAAUAAAAUAAUUAAACAGUGUCUUAAUAUUUGGAAGAUAAAUAACUGUGGUGAUUUUAUUGUAUUUUUAAUAAUUGAUAAUAUUAGCGCGUAUUGUAUUAUACUUUGUUAAAUAUUUUUAUUUUUUACUAUUCGUGUAUAGUAAUAGUAUUAUUACGUGAUAUAGAUGUAUGUUUAAGUAAGCAUAUGCAUAUAUUUUUUAUCGAUUAUUAUUAUUAUUAUGAUUAUUAUUAUUGUUAUUAUUAAUUAUGAAAUAUUUAUUAUGGAAAUUUGUAGUGCGUUUUUUUUUUGUAUUGUAUUUUACUUUUCAAUUGAAAUUAUUAUUUGAAAUUGAAAAGAAACACUGUAAAUUAUUUAGUAAAAAUGAUAAUAAAAGACUUGGUGCGUGUUAAUUCCGACGGAAUGAUAAAUUGUUAAGAAUAUUAAUAAUUCUAUUAUUUAUUCACGGAAAAAUAGGUAGCGAGUCUUUGAACUUUGUGUGAAGAUAAAAAUUUUUUAAACCCAGUCACGGAAUUCUAGAUAUUAUAUUUUUAUUUUAUAAGUAAUAGAAUUAUUAAUGUUCGUAUUAAAACAAUUUCUAAUUAAUAAUAAUAAUAAAUAUUAAGUAAGUAAAUAAAUAUUAAAAGUAGGAUCUGAUUUCCAUGAUGUAAAUUAUUAGAGAGUAAUGCUUAUUUUUUUACUCGAGUAUUUGUUUAUAAAAAAAAAGUAAUGACUAUUAAAGUUCAGUGUGAUUUAUUCCAAGGCCCGAUGAUCUCUGAUGUAAUUAAUUAAUUACUGGAUGAAAAUACUUAAAUUAAAUAAAAUAAGUGAACUAUCUUCAGAUCAUUGUCUAGUUUACAAAAUAUAAUUUUCACCGUACGCGAAUUUGAAACUACAUAAUUCCGUUGUUGCUUUAUAAAAUAAAUCAUUGGGUUCAUAUCAUAUGUAUGAUAAUCAUUAUCACUUAUGAAUAUAAAUAUAAAUAUAUAAAUAUGAAGAUACUAUUAAUGAUUAAAUAAACUGCAUGAUACUUAAGAUAAAAAUAAAUGAAGUUUACGAAAAAUGUCAACUAGUAAGUCGAGGGCUGUGAAAAUGAUUAAAAUAAACGAUCAAACUCGUUGUGAAUCAAAGAAAAGCGAUUAAACAAAAAAGUUUAUUGACAGAACUGUUUAAUUAAUGAGCUUGUAAAGUUUUUUUCCAUCUAAUUAAUUAUUAUUAUUCUUAUAGUUGUUGAAUAAUUGUUUGUCACUAUUAUUGUAAUCAAAUUUGAAUGCAGGUGCUCAUUCAUUACGUUAAGUUUAAUUAAUUGUUUUUCGACUCCUUUGUAAUUAUCUUAAUGUGUGAUUGGAUUGAUAGAGAGAACUGACAGCUACAUUAUUGUAAUUUGAGAUUUGUUACACGAAAAAAAAAGUAAAUUAAAAAUCA
Messenger RNA from Cotesia glomerata, 3784 nucleotides. RefSeq names its product beta-1,4-N-acetylgalactosaminyltransferase bre-4-like. Gene Ontology annotation, biological process: glycosphingolipid biosynthetic process; carbohydrate metabolic process. Gene Ontology annotation, molecular function: N-acetyl-beta-glucosaminyl-derivative 4-beta-N-acetylgalactosaminyltransferase activity. NCBI's taxonomy places the organism in Eukaryota, Metazoa, Arthropoda, Insecta, Hymenoptera, Braconidae. Bases 798 to 1985 code for a protein of 395 amino acids. The transcript is spliced from 8 exons. The record is from RefSeq and is a predicted model, not a curated record.